This is a messenger RNA of Durotheca rogersii, 1981 nucleotides long. Its product is annotated as regulator of G protein signaling superfamily. The transcript has a single exon. NCBI's taxonomy places the organism in Eukaryota, Fungi, Ascomycota, Sordariomycetes, Xylariales, Xylariaceae. The record is from RefSeq and is a predicted model, not a curated record. Bases 670 to 1710 code for a protein of 346 amino acids.
UGCAGAUCCCCUCGCGAGUCUGGAACUAACUAGCUUACCACCGCACCCGCGGUACUCAACCUGCCCGCGCUCUCUCGUGAAAUCCAAUUUCGGCUGCGUGGGACGACCGGUCAACCUAGUAGUCUAGCUCGACACUUGCCUUGUUCCUCCUCACAGGGUCGUUUUCUUAUUUCUUCUCUCUGGACUCAUCCGCACAGGAUAUCUCUUGAGCCAGCGUCGGACCACCCGCUCGUCUCUCUAUCGGCUCUAUAGCAGCCGUCGCUGGACCGUCUUUGCCCGAUUGUUUGUCUUGGGCAGGACAACGCGAUAUCUGACCAGCCGGCCUACUGAUAUCGGGUGUUUGAAAGGUCACUUGAUAUCUCCUGCUCCUACCCGCGCCGUACUGGGCCGUGAGCGCGCUGAUAGGUCGAAGGGGGCUACCCGCAGAUGAUGAAAGCUGUCUAAAGACAACGUAGAGACGGCUCUUUGCGUAUCUGCGCGGUCUGGGUGCGAAACAAAUUUGUCAAACAAACACGGCCGAGAAGCUCUCCCCCCUCCCCCUGUUGCAUGGCGUUGGAACUCAUCCUGUGUUGAAUCCCCCCUUUCCUCCCCUCCCAGAGCCUCUGUUUGCUCCGUGCCGCACAGUCAGGCGGAUUAUCCGAACCCCCUCCUCGCGGCUCGAGAGGAAGAAUGGGAAUAUCUAGACUACGAGGAAGCUCGCCAGUCUACUUGAACCCGUCUCCUAGAGAGCUGUCACCACCGUCGUCGAUCUUGGGGGAUUGGGACCAAGCAACUGCAAUGGACACGUCACGCCCAACAAGCCUAGCAGCCAUACCGCGGACUAGUUCGCCCUUCGCGAACCCACCGACCCUGUCAGAGAUCCUCGCCAACACGGCGCCACCGCCCUGGACGCUCAGCUCCUUCAUGGCCUUUCUGUCGCAGAACCACUGCUUGGAAACGCUGGAGUUCAUCCUGGAUGCCGAGCGGUAUGGGGCGACGUAUUAUCAGAUCGCACACGGACGAUUGUCCGACGGCCCCGAGCAUAUAUGCUCGCUAUGGCGCAAGGUCAUCGAUGCCUAUAUUAUGCCGUGCGCGCCCCGGGAGGUCAAUCUUCCCGCUCACGUACGCGACCGCCUACUUCAACUUUCCUGCUGCAAAUCCAACCCGCCCCACCCUUCUGAGCUCGACGAGGCUAUUCAGAUUGUUCGAGAGUUGAUCAACGAUUCUAUUCUUGUGCCGUUUCUCGAGUCCGUCGUCCCCGCCACGAUCAGCUCCCAGGAAGAAGCCCUAGACCUGAGGCAAGGACGCUCGCGGCUACGGACUCCUCGAGAUCCUAUUACUAGCGACGAAGCGAGUCAGUCCCCGAGAGCCCCCUAUCUCCCGCUCUUCAUGAUGGGCCGCGGAAGUGGGACCAGCCACUAUUCAACUUCCGCUUCGAUGGAAAUGGUAGACGGCGACCUGAUUACCGAUGACAGCAGCAGCCCAAACUCUACCUCCGGGGCCGAGCCCAUGACGCCACCCACUACGCCGCCGAUGUCGGACUUCUCGUAUCACACCUCCCCUAACGCCUUACAGAAAGCAGUCUCCGGCAAUAGUUGGAAGAAGAUGGGAGCCAAGUUGGGACUAACUAGGAAGAACAAGUCUUCCCGUCGAACCGGCUCGACGCCGAUGCAGUCGGAACCUAGCCCGCGCUCCACCGCCGGACAAGCCAGCUAUCCUCCUCCCUUAUGAGGGUUACAGGUCACACCAUCACUGGACGUCUCCACGACUACGGACAACGGCAACUCGGUGCAGAAGCACCAGACCGUUGCCCUGGUCAAGAUGUCUUGGGAGGAUCCACACCCCGGCGAGCGGUUAAUGAUCCCGCUCGCGGUGUCUGCUGGAUUGCACAUCUAUCCCUCGACCAUCAAUGGAGACCUCCCGGGUGGCGUGACCGCAAAAGCGCGUGGCGCACGCCGGGACGGCAGUCCCUGCAUAAACCAGCGAGGCAUUCGCGGUCGUC